This is a messenger RNA of Ostertagia ostertagi, 6963 nucleotides long. The record is from the annotation of a GenBank genome assembly. Lineage: Eukaryota; Metazoa; Nematoda; Chromadorea; Rhabditida; Trichostrongylidae.
AUGUCGAACGGCGACUUUGAAAAGGAUCCGGGUUUCCAAUACCUUGGUCUGUCUCGUGAGCAGAGAGCAGAAUCUGCUUCACGGCCUUUUGACUCCAAGAAGAACGUCUGGGUUCCAGAUGCAGAAGAUGGCUUCGUCGCCGCUGAAAUUCAAUCCGUACAAGGCGAUCAGGUCACUGUCGUCACCGCGAAAGGAAACUCGGUGACAGUGAAGAAAGAUGAGGCGCAAGAAAUGAACCCUCCAAAAUUCGACAAAACUGAGGACAUGGCGAACUUGACCUUCUUGAACGAAGCUUCUGUCUUGGCGAAUCUUAAAGACAGAUACAAGGACAUGAUGAUCUACGUGACAGUGAAGAAAGAUGAGGCGCAAGAAAUGAACCCUCCAAAAUUCGACAAAACUGAGGACAUGGCGAACUUGACCUUCUUGAACGAAGCUUCUGUCUUGGCGAAUCUUAAAGACAGAUACAAGGACAUGAUGAUCUACACAUAUUCCGGUCUCUUCUGUGUUGUGAUCAAUCCCUACAAACGUCUACCCAUCUACACAGAGUCCGUGAUUAAAUUCUAUAUGGGAAAAAGAAGAAACGAAAUGCCACCCCAUCUGUUCGCCACCUCUGACGAGGCCUACAGAAACAUGGUGCAGGGCUUCGUCGCCGCUGAAAUUCAAUCCGUACAAGGCGAUCAGGUCACUGUCGUCACCGCGAAAGGAAACUCGGUGACAGUGAAGAAAGAUGAGGCGCAAGAAAUGAACCCUCCAAAAUUCGACAAAACUGAGGACAUGGCGAACUUGACCUUCUUGAACGAAGCUUCUGUCUUGGCGAAUCUUAAAGACAGACAGAUACAAGGACAUGAUGAUCUACAGUCCGUGAUUAAAUUCUAUAUGGGAAAAAGAAGAAACGAAAUGCCACCCCAUCUGUUCGCCACCUCUGACGAGGCCUACAGAAACAUGGUGCAGGACCGCGAGAACCAGUCAAUGCUGAUUACCGGAGAAUCUGGAGCCGGAAAGACUGAGAACACCAAAAAAGUGAGAUUUGGCCCUCUUAAGGCUAUGCUACAAGCUACUAACCCCCAUAUAAGCUACAGUAUGUUACAGGUAAUUGCGUACUUCGCAAUUGUUGGUGCCACCCAGCAGGCGGCUGAGAAAAGAGGAGAAGGAGUAAAGGGGGUAAGUGAACCAAAGAAAGCAAGCGGCAAAGGGGGUACCCUCGAGGAACAAAUUGUGCAGACUAACCCCGUACUGGAGGCGUUCGGUAAUGCCAAGACCGUACGUAACAACAACUCAUCACGUUUCGGUAAAUUCAUCCGAACACAUUUCUCUGCACAAGGAAAAUUGGCCGGAGGAGAUAUUGAACACUAUUUGCUCGAAAAGUCUCGUGUCGUACGUCAAGCUCCCGGAGAACGUAGUUAUCACAUCUUCUACCAGCUCAUGUCCGGCCACAACCCGAAAAUCCGCGAUCAGCUGAAGCUGACCCACGAUCUCAAGUACUACCACUUCUGCUCGCAAGCCGAGCUGACCAUCGACGGAGUCGAUGACAAGGAAGAAAUGGCUCUCACACAGGAAGCCUUCGACGUCAUGGGUUUCGAAGACGACGAGGUUUUGGACUUGUACAAAUCUUGUGCAGCCAUCAUGCACAUGGGUGAAAUGAAAUUCAAGCAGAGACCAAGAGAAGAACAGGCCGAACCCGAUGGAGAUGAGGAUGCGCAGAACGUCGCUCACUGCCUGGGUGUCAGCUCUGAAGAGCUGCUGAAAUCUUUGACAAAGCCUCGUGUACGUGUCGGUACCGAAUGGGUGAACAAAGGACAAAAUCUCGAGCAGGUACACUGGGCUGUUGCCGGUCUCGGAAAGGCUAUCUACGCUCGUAUGUUCAAAUGGCUUAUCGGAAGAUGUAACAAGACCCUGGAUGCUAAGCAGAUUGAGCGUCGCUACUUCAUCGGUGUGCUCGAUAUUGCUGGUUUCGAAAUUUUCGAUUUCAACUCCUUCGAGCAGUUGUGGAUUAACUUCGUAAACGAACGUCUGCAACAAUUCUUCAACCAUCACAUGUUCGUUCUGGAACAGGAAGAAUACAAACGUGAAGGAAUCCAAUGGACUUUCAUCGAUUUCGGUCUUGACUUGCAAGCCUGUAUCGAGCUGAUUGAGAAGCCACUUGGUCUCAUCUCAAUGCUUGAUGAGGAAUGCAUUGUGCCGAAAGCCACCGAUAUGACCUACGUGCAGAAGCUGAACGACCAACAUCUUGGCAAACAUCCCAACUUCCAGAAGCCGAGACCACCCAAGGGCAAACAGGCUGAGGCUCACUUCGCAGUUGUUCACUACGCCGGUACUGUGCGAUACAAUGCUACCAACUUCCUUGAGAAGAACAAGGAUCCCUUGAACGACACUGCUGUCGCCUUGCUCAAGGCUCACUCUACAGACUGCAAACUCAUGCUCGAAAUCUGGGCCGAUUACCAGACCCAGGAAGAAGCCGCUGAAGCUGCAAAGAGUGGAACAGGCGGUGGAAAGAAGAAGGCAAGCCCACUUGGUCUCAUCUCAAUGCUUGAUGAGGAAUGCAUUGUGCCGAAAGCCACCGAUAUGACCUACGUGCAGAAGCUGAACGACCAACAUCUUGGCAAACAUCCCAACUUCCAGAAGCCGAGACCACCCAAGGGCAAACAGGCUGAGGCUCACUUCGCAGUUGUUCACUACGCCGGUACUGUGCGAUACAAUGCUACCAACUUCCUCGAGAAGAACAAGGAUCCCUUGAACGACACUGCUGUCGCCUUGCUCAAGGCUCACUCCACAGACUGCAAACUCAUGCUCGAAAUCUGGGCCGAUUACCAGACCCAGGAAGAAGCCGCUGAAGCUGCAAAGAGUGGAACAGGCGGUGGAAAGAAGAAGGCAAGCGGAAAAUCUGCCUCCUUCAUGACUGUGUCCAUGAUAUAUCGCGAGUCCCUGAACAACCUGAUGAACAUGCUUUACCAGACCCAUCCCCACUUCAUCCGUUGCAUCAUUCCCAACGAGAAGAAGACUUCAGGUCUGAUCGACUCCGCUCUCGUGCUUAACCAGCUGACCUGCAACGGUGUACUUGAGGGUAUCAGAAUUUGCAGGAAAGGUUUCCCGAACAGAAUGCUUUACGACGACUUCAGACACCGAUACGCUGUGCUCGCUGCUGACGUGGCCAAGAAUGAGGACACUAAGGCAGCUUCGAUUGCCAUCACGGACAAAUUGGUCACAGAUGGUCUCCUGAAGGACGAAGAAUUCAAGAUCGGAAACACCAAGGCACGUAGCUACCACACCGGAAUACCUGGGAGAUGUAAUUCAUCGGGAGUUUUUCCAGGUGUUCUUCAAAGCCGGUGGUACCUCGGACUCACAGAGCUCAGGAGAAGACAACAACAACAAGCGGGAUUGCUCAUUGUCCAGCGCAACGUCCGCUCAUGGUGCACACUUCGCACCUGGGAAUGGUUCAAGCUGUACGGAAAGGUCAAGCCUAUGCUCAAGGCCGGAAAGGAGGCAGAGGAAAUGGAGAAAUUGUCCGGCAAGAUCAAAGAGCUCGAAGAAGCCAUCGCCAAGGGAGACGAGAGCAGGAAGCAACUCGAAUCUCAGGUGGCCGGUCUCAUCGAGGAAAAGAAUGCGCUGUUCUUGAACUUGGAAAAGGAGAAGGCAAACUUGCAAGAUGCCGAAGAACGCAAUCAAAAACUGGCCGCCCUCAAGGCUGACCUUGACAAACAACUCGCUGAAGUUCAGGAUCGCCUCGCUGAUAUGGAGGAUCGUAACAGCGACCUCACCCGUCUCAAGAAGAAGAUGGAACAGGAGAUCGCUGAGCACAAGAAACACGCCCAAGAUCUCGAACUCUCACUCAAGAAAAGCCGAAAGCGAGAAGCAGACCACAACAUCCGCUCCCUCCAAGAUGAAAUGGCCAACCAAGACGAAGCUGUUGCGCGCCUCAACAAAGAGAAGAAACACCAAGAGGAGGUGAACCGCAAACUUAUGGAAGAUCUCCAAGCCGAAGAGGAUCGCGUCAACCACAUGGAGAAGGUCCGAGCCAAGCUCGAACAACAGCUGGAUGACCUUGAGGAUUCGAUGGACCGCGAAAAGCGAGCCCGCCAAGACCUCGAGAAGAGAGCUCAAGGUUGCCAGGAGAACAUCGAUGAAAUCACCAAGCAGAAGCACGAUGUUGAGCAGAACCUGAAGAAGAAGGAAGCCGAGCUUCACCAGCUUUCAACUCGCUUGGAGGAGGAACAAUCCCUUGUUGCCAAGCUGCAGAGACAAAUUAAGGAGCUGCAAGCCCGCAUCGCAGAACUCGAAGAGGAGCUCGAGAACGAGCGACAGAGCCGAGCUAAGGCCGACCGCUCUCGCUCAGAGCUGCAACGCGAGCUUGAAGAAAUCAGUGAGCGACUCGAGGAACAAGGUGGCGCCACUGCUGCUCAACUUGAAGCCAACAAGAAGCGAGAAGCUGAAUUGGCUAAACUGCGCCGUGACCAGGAGGAAUCCAACCUCAACCACGAAACCGCCUUGGCCUCCCUCCGCAAGAAGCACCACGAUGCUGUUGCCGAGCUGACCGAUCAACUUGAGCAACUGCAGAAGCUCAAAGUUAAGGCUGACAAGGAGAAGGCUCAAUUGCAACGAGAGUUGGAGGAAGUCUCUGCAUCAGUAGAUAGCGAGGUGCGAACACGCCAAGACAUCGAGAAGCAGCUCAAAGUCGUCGAAGUUCAAUAUGCUGAGGCUCAAACGAAGGCUGACGAGCAAUCACGACAACUCAACGAUUUCGCUGCCCUCAAGAACCGACUCCACAACGAAAAUGGUGACCUUGGACGUCAAUUGGAGGACAUGGAGAACCAGCUGAACAGCCUUCACCGCCUCAAGGCACAAUUGACUAGCCAACUCGAGGAGACGAAGCGAAGCUACGAUGAGGAAGCUCGCGAACGCCAAGCUUUGGCUGCACAGGUCAAGAACUUCGAGCAUGAGAACGACAGUCUUCGUGACCAGCUCGACAGCGAAUCAGAAGCCAAGGCCGAACUGCUCCGACAAAUCAGCAAGCAAAAUGCCGAAAUCCAACAAUGGAAAGCACGAUUCGAAAGCGAAGGCCUCGCCAAGCUCGAUGAAAUCGAGGAGGCAAAGCGCAAGCUGCAAGGCAAAGUGCAAGAACUCACCGACGCCAACGAAAUGGCGUUCGCCAAGAUCGGAUCUCUUGAGAAGACUCGUCACAAGCUUAUGCAAGAUCUCGAUGAUGCUCAGGUCGAUGUUGAGCGCGCUGCCGCCUACGCUGCCGCCCUCGAGAAGAAGCAGAAGGGCUUCGACAAGAUCAUCGAUGAAUGGAGAAAGAAGCACGACGAUCUCGCUGCUGAACUCGAUGCUGCUCAACGCGACAACCGCAACCUCUCCACUGAUCUCUUCCGAGCCAAGACCGCCCAGGACGAGCUUGCGGAGCACCUUGAAAGCGUGCGCCGCGAGAACAAGCAGCUUGCACAAGAGAUCAUCGAUGAAUGGAGAAAGAAGCACGACGAUCUCGCUGCUGAACUCGAUGCUGCUCAACGCGACAACCGCAACCUCUCCACUGAUCUCUUCCGAGCCAAGACCGCCCAGGACGAGCUUGCGGAGCACCUUGAAAGCGUGCGCCGCGAGAACAAGCAGCUUGCACAAGAGGUGAAAGAUCUUGCCGACCAGCUCGGCGAAGGUGGACGCUCCGUCCAUGAGCUCCAGAAGAUGGUGCGCCGUUUGGAAGUCGAGAAAGAAGAACUGCAGAAGGCUCUCGACGAGGCUGAGGCAGCGCUAGAAGCCGAAGAGGCUAAAGUGCUCCGUGCCCAAGUCGAAGUCUCCCAAAUCCGUUCUGAGAUCGAGAAGCGCAUCCAGGAGAAAGAGGAGGAAUUCGAAAACACUCGCAAGAACCACCAACGGGCACUUGAAAGCAUGCAAGCCACCCUUGAAGCCGAGACCAAGCACAAGGAGGAAGCCCUGCGCAUCAAGAAGAAGCUCGAAGCCGACAUCAACGAGCUCGAAAUCGCCCUCGACCACGCCAACCGCGCCAACGCCGACGCACAGAAGACGAUCAAGAAGUACAUGGAAACUGUCCGCGAACUGCAGCUCCAGGUUGAGGAUGAGCAACGACAGAAGGACGAGAUCAGAGAGCAAUUCCUCAACUCCGAGAAACGCAACGCGAUCCUCCAGGCCGAGAAGGAAGAGCUCUCACAGAUGGCGGAAGCCGCGGAACGUGCACGACGAAAUGCCGAAGGAGACUGCAUCGAGCUUCGUGAGCAGAACAACGACCUCUCAUCGCAACUCAACGGAAUCACCGCCGUCAAGAGAAAGCUCGAAGGAGAACUACAGGCGAUGCAUGCCGAACUUGACGAAACCCUCGCUGAACUCAAGAACGUUGACGAAAUGGGCAAGAAGGCUGCCGCCGACGCCGCUCGCUUGGCUGAAGAACUCCGUCAAGAACAAGAACACAGCAUGCACAUCGAACGCAUCCGCAAAGGACUUGAGGUUCAAAUCAAGGAAAUGCAGAUCCGCCUCGAUGAAGCUGAAGCUGCUGCUCUCAAGGGAGGCAAGAAGAUCAUUGCUCAACUCGAACAACGAAUUCGUAGCCUUGAACAGGAACUCGAUGGAGAACAGAGACGUCACCAAGAUACCGACAAGAACUGGCGCAAAUCCGAACGCCGCGUCAAGGAGGUCGAAUUCCAAUUGGAGGAAGACAAGAAGAACCAGGAAAGACUCACCGAACUCAUCGACAAGCUCCAGGCCAAGCUCAAGGUGUUCAAACGACAGGUCGAAGAGGCGGAAGAGGUCGCCGCUACCAACCUUGGCAAGUACCGUCAGCUGCAGGCACAGCUCGAUGACGCUGAGGAACGUGCCGACAUUGCUGAGAAUGCGCUAAGCAAAAUGCGCAACAAGAUCCGUGCCUCGGCAUCUGUGGGACCCAGCCAGGGAGGACUCAUGCAGUCGGCAAGCUCCGCGGUCAUGCGAAGCACGUCGUUCGCCAGAGGAGGAGAGUAUUAA